AUGCUCACACUCUCGGAGAGCGGAAUCGAGCCUCGCGAGGGUGCUGCUCCCUCCACAUCUCUCGACCCUGGAUUCAAGCCCGUUCCCGGCGAUGCCCUGCUGGUCAUCGACGUCCAGAACGAUUUUAUCCCGGGCGGGGCACUGGAGGUUGCCGGGGGACACGAGGUGGUGCCCGUGUGCAACGCCCUGAUGGACCGAUUCGACGUCGUGGUGUUCUCGCAGGACUGGCACUGCCCUGGGCAUCUCUCCUUCGCGUCGUCGCACGAGGGUAAGAGCCCGUACGAUUCGACCCGGAUGCCCUACGGCGACCAGACCCUGUGGCCAGACCACUGCAUCCAGGGCACGUCGGGUUCGUCGUUCCACGCCGACCUGUCCAUCCCGGACCGCGUCCGCGUCGUGCGCAAGGGUUUCAGGAAGGAUAUCGACUCGUACAGCGCAUUCUUCGAGAACGAUCAGACCACCCCGACGGGGCUCGAGGGAUACCUCAAGGACAUCGGAGUCAGGAGGGUGUUUGUGUGCGGGCUGGCGUACGACUUUUGCGUCAGGUUCACCGCGGUGGACGCCAAGGUCAAGUGCGGGUUCGACGAGGUGGUGGUCGUGAAGGACGCGACGAGGAGCGUGGGUUUGCCCGGGACCGUGGAGGCUGCGGAUGAGGGGAUGAAGGAGGCUGGGGUGAAGGUAGCGGACUCCGGUAGCCUGGUAGCGGCGUUGGCCGGACUGUAA
Molecule: messenger RNA, 723 nt
Organism: Micromonas commoda
Lineage: Eukaryota; Viridiplantae; Chlorophyta; Mamiellophyceae; Mamiellales; Mamiellaceae
Product: nicotinamidase/pyrazinamidase domain-containing protein
Exons: 1
Coding region: 1-723 (240 amino acids)
Molecular function (GO): hydrolase activity, acting on carbon-nitrogen (but not peptide) bonds, in linear amides
Source: RefSeq, a predicted model, not a curated record